Molecule: messenger RNA, 1602 nt
Organism: Salvelinus fontinalis (brook trout)
Lineage: Eukaryota; Metazoa; Chordata; Actinopteri; Salmoniformes; Salmonidae
Product: mucin-2-like
Exons: 3
Coding region: 1-1602 (533 amino acids)
Source: RefSeq, a predicted model, not a curated record
AUGACAAAAGCGCUUAGCAGGUGGAAGCAGGCCGCCCCGGGGUCCACCGAAAACCGUCGGGAAAGCUGCCCGCGCGCCACUUACAAAAGCAAUCACAAAAGGGAAAGUUUCUCCCCUCCCCCGUUCGGUGCGACAGCCGGAGGAAUGCUCCUGAUCCUGCGCGCGCCGGGGUCGCGGGCGUUUGUAAAGGCAUGCGAGCAUCUGCCGCCUCCCUCUCUCAUUAUCGUUCUCCCUACUGAAAGUUCUACUGUAAGCCCUACUGUAAGUCCUACUGUAAGUCCUACUGAAAGCCCUACUAUAAGCCCUACUGUACGUCCUAAUGUAAGCCCUACUGUAAGUCCUACUGUAAGUCCUACUGUAAGUCCUACUGAAAGCCCUACUGUAAGUCCUAAUGUAAGCCCUACUGUACGUCCUAAUGUAAGUCCUAAUGUAAGCCCAACUGUACGUCCUAAUGUAAGCCCUACUGAAAGCCCUACUGAAAGCCCUACUGAAUGCCCUACUGUAAGUCCUACUGUAAGCCCUACUGUACGUCCUACUGUAAGCCCUACUGAAAGCCCUACUGCAAGCCCUACUGUAAGCCCUACUAUAAGUUCUACUGAAAUCCCUACUGUAAGCCCUACUGUAAGUUCUACUGUAAGCCCUACUAUAAGUUCUACUGAAAGCCCUACUGUAAGCCCUACUGUAAGCACUACUGUAAGCCCUGCUGUGAAUCCUACUGUAAGUCCUACUGUAAGUUCUACUGUAAGCCCUACUGUAAGCCCUACUAUAAGUUCUACUGAAAGCCCUACUGUAAGCCCUACUAUAAGUUCUACUGAAGGCACUACUGUAAGCCCUACUGUAAGCACUACUGUAAGCCCUGCUGUGAAUCCUACUGUAAGUCCUACUGUAAGUUCUACUGUAAGCCCUACUGUAAGCCCUACUAUAAGCCCUACUGAAAGCCCUACUGAAAGCCCUACUGUAAGUCCUACUGUAAGUCCUACUGUAAGUCCUGCUGUACGUUUUACUGUAAGCCCUACUGUAUGUUCUACUGUAAGUCCUACUGUAAGCCCUACUGUAAGUCCUGCUGUAAGUCCUACUGUAAGCCCUACUGUAAGUUCUACUGUAAGCCCUACUGUAAGUUCUACUGUAAGUCCUACUGUAAGCCCUACUGUAAGUCCUGCUGUAAGUUUUACUGUAAGCCCUACUGUAAGUCCUGCUGCAAGUCCUACUGUAAGCCCUACUGUAAGUUCUACUGUAAGCCCUACUAUAAGUUCUACUGAAAGCCCUACUGUAAGCCCUACUGUAAGCACUACUGUAAGCCCUGCUGUGAAUCCUACUGUAAGCCCUACUGUAAGUCCUACUGUAAGCCCUGCUGUGAAUCCUAUUGUAAGCCCUACUGUAAGUCCUACUGUAAGCCCUACUAUAAGUUCUACUGAAAGCCCUACUGUAAGCCCUACUGUAAGCAUUACUGUAAGCCCUGCUGUGAAUCCUACUAGGAGAGGAGAAAUAAGAGGGAUAAGAGAUCCAGGCCAGGAGCCAGGGUCAGGGGGAGUCCAGCAGGAGGAAGCCCAGCAGGACAGCUCUCAGAGCAAGGAGGGUCAGGGAGGGUCAGGGUUUGUCUAG